AUGAGGUCCAUUCUGGAGAGAUUUGGCUCCAGCGUCCCUUCCGGAGGAGUUGAGCACCACGAGUUGCCGGUGAUCCUCUACGUCCACGGCGAGUCCUUCGAGUGGAACUCCGGAAACCCCUACGACGGCUCCGUCCUCGCCAGCUACGGUCACCUCAUCGUCGUCACCAUCAACUUCCGCCUCGGCAUCCUAGGGUACAUGCUAUUUGAGCCUCGGCUUUUACCCACCUUAAGCGACCCGGCCUACAUCAAAGGCUGA
This is a messenger RNA of Nezara viridula (southern green stink bug), 258 nucleotides long. The record is from the annotation of a GenBank genome assembly. NCBI's taxonomy places the organism in Eukaryota, Metazoa, Arthropoda, Insecta, Hemiptera, Pentatomidae.